CGGCCGCAACAAGAUUUAGCUUCAAAAAAAACUGUGGCGCUAGGUAUCCCUAAAAAAAAAAACAAACUGCGGCGCUAGGUUUGCGCCGCCAGCUCUCAUCGUCGCCUCCGGCGGCCGGUCACCGGAGUGCGUCUCCGUCGCCUCGCCCUAGCCACUCCUCCCCUUCGUUCUAGCGAGCACCAACGCCAGCCGUGGCCUGGGCUUGAACCCUGGUCUCCUCCGUCGGUCCCGACCAGCGAGCACGCCUCCUUCAGCCAUCUCCUCCCCUCCCGGCCUCCUCGCAGCACCGGUCGCAGCACUACUUCCACGCCUCCUCUACACCAACAAGGGCAGCACCAAGUUAAGGUUCAACUUAGACAUCACCGCAAUCUGAAGUGUAGGAGUGCCCCUGAAGUUACCAUGGCCGAUAUUGCUCCUGGUUCCAUCAACUUCCACAGGAACAUCGAAAAUUGUGUGGUUCGGAUAGUAUAUCGUGUGGAUGGAGAUGUUGUGAAAUCUACACUGGGUGUUGUGGUUUCAGUUGGGAGAGGCUACUGUGACAUUGUAGCAAGGAAUUCUAUAUUGGAAGUGAAGAAACCGAAUCGAGUUCGGGUUUAUUUUCCUAAUAAUGACAGAGUUCGUAUUACAUCAUCUGAGGACCUUGGCAAUAACAUUGGCAUGUUCCAUAUCUUGGGUAAUGAUCUACAAGUAGCUCCAAUGGUGCUUAGUUCUCAGGACCCUCUUCCAAAUGAGACUAUAUAUCUCUUCACAUACAAAUCAUUUGGAAGACAGUGUGCAAUAUUACCCCCAGGAAAUGUGACUAGCAUUGCUGGAUGUCAGCUUAAACAUGAUUCUACAACUCCUGCCGAGGUUGAUGAAGAAGAUAGUGAUGGGGAAAUUCUAGUUAAUGCUAGAGGCAAACUUGUUGGUAUUGUUGAUGAAAAACACCGUCAACAUGCCACUACUUCAAGAGUAAUAAGAAAUGCACUCAAUAAGUUGGGAGGUUAAAGCUGAAUAGGCCAAAGAUCUAUUGGAAUUCCUUUUGAGUGGAUAUUUGUAAUGUGAAGUAACAUUUUGGUUUCAUGAAUUUCGCCACAAUGGUUAUUAAUGGUAUCAAGCUGAA
Molecule: messenger RNA, 1102 nt
Organism: Triticum dicoccoides
Lineage: Eukaryota; Viridiplantae; Streptophyta; Magnoliopsida; Poales; Poaceae
Exons: 4
Coding region: 400-987 (195 amino acids)
Source: RefSeq, a predicted model, not a curated record